AUGUCUGCAAGCACCCUUGGCAACGCUGUCUAUUUCCCACUGUUUCUACGAUGGCUCUACGAUACCCUUGUCCUCGGCUUCUACUGUCCAUUAGCCUGGGGAUGUCCUAGAGACGUCCUCUCAGGUCACUAUAGCAAGCACAUUUCCUCCCUUGUCAAACCUAAUGCAAGACUGCUGGAUAUCGGCGUCGGCACUGGCUUUUUCAUGCAGAGGGCGCCUCUUCCUCCUGAUUCGAUAAUCGUUCUGGUCGACAUCAAUCAAAACCCUCUAGCCGAGGCUCAACACCGCAUUCAACUGGCACAUCCCGACGUCAUCGUUGACACAGUUCAAGCUGACGUCUUUGUGCUUGGCGAUCGCCAUACCUCGCAACUACCUUCAUCUCUGCAUAUGGGUAGCAACGGACAGUUCGACGUCAUUUCUUGUCGGCUUUUGAAACCAGAUGGUGUUCUGGUUGGUGCAACAGUAUUGGGCGGUGGAGUGAAACACAAUGCUUUUGGAAGGUUCCUCAUGUUCUGGCACAAUCUUUUGGGCGUCUUCCACAAUAACAAAGAUUACGCAGCUGACAUAGUUGAGCCACUCAAGGCCGGUUUCAAGUACGUAGACUGGCAGAUUGUUGGGACAACCCUUCUCUUUGAGGCAAAGGCACCGAGGGCUCGAAGUAUAUAG
Molecule: messenger RNA, 666 nt
Organism: Colletotrichum tamarilloi
Lineage: Eukaryota; Fungi; Ascomycota; Sordariomycetes; Glomerellales; Glomerellaceae
Product: methyltransferase domain-containing protein
Exons: 2
Coding region: 1-666 (221 amino acids)
Source: RefSeq, a predicted model, not a curated record